Messenger RNA from Strongyloides ratti, 1287 nucleotides. Its product is annotated as Prolyl endopeptidase. Gene Ontology annotation, cellular component: cytosol. The transcript is spliced from 2 exons. Gene Ontology annotation, molecular function: serine-type endopeptidase activity; oligopeptidase activity. NCBI's taxonomy places the organism in Eukaryota, Metazoa, Nematoda, Chromadorea, Rhabditida, Strongyloididae. Gene Ontology annotation, biological process: proteolysis. Bases 1 to 1287 code for a protein of 428 amino acids. The record is from RefSeq and is a predicted model, not a curated record.
AUGACGGCAAAAUUAUCAGAUGCUGGAAAUUUGUUACUUAUAAAAAUACAAAUGAAUUUAAAUGAUACAACUGCUUAUUAUUUUUCUGAUCUUACAAAUGUACGUGAUAUUACGCAUGAUAUAAUACCUAAUCAUCUGAUUGGUAGAUUUGAUGCAAACUAUGAAUUUUGUUUUACUAUUGGAGAUUUUGCGGUAUUUUUCGUGAAAAAAUUUGGCAUGAAAAGUAGUGUUGUGGUAACAAGAAUUCAAAGUUCAGAGAAUACUGUUGAUACCGCUGAACUAAUUUUAGAGGAAGAAGAAGGUUUACAAAUUAAAAAUGUUUAUUCUGUUGGAAAAGAUUUUUUCGUAAUAAUUGUUGUCAAAAAUUUACACAAUUAUUUGAAACUUUAUAAUAAAAAAGCUUUAACGUUGGUAAAAGAUAUAUAUGUUGGUCCAGGAGUCAUUAAGCAGGCACAAUCACAUAUAAUUAUGCUAAAUGCUAUAUAUAGAUAUAAUUUUGAAAAUGUUUUAAACAAAGGAGUAAAUGAAAUAAUAAAAGAAACAUUGUUUAAAACUGAAUUUUAUGAACUUUCAAUUUUUGACUAUAUUAUAGAAAUAGAAUACUAUAAAAGUAAAGAUGGUAAGAAAAUACCUAUGAUAAUGUUCCAUAAAAAAGAUUUAAAAAAAAAUCAACAAAAUCCUGUAAUUGUAGAAGCUUAUGGUGAUUUAAGUGCUGCAUGGCAUCUUCAAAAAUCAUUGGCUAAAAUAUUUUUUGCUAAUGAAUUUGGUGGUAUUUGGUGUAUUCCUGGUAUAAGAGGUAUAGAAGGUUUAGGUAAAAAGUGGACUUCAGACGGAAAAGAACUUAAAAGAAAAAAAAGUUUUGAUGAUUUUAUUUAUGCUAUUAAACAUUUAAUCAAAAAAAAGUAUACUAAAUCAAGUAAAAUUACUAUUUAUGGCCAAGGUGAAGGCGGUCUUUUGACAACUGUUGUUUCACAACGAGAACCAAAGCUUAUUGGUGCUGUUGUAGCAAAAUCACCAGUAUUAGAUACAAUACGAUAUGAUGAAUUAACUAAAUAUGAUUUUGCUUUCUUUGACGGGUAUGGUAAUUUAAAUAAAAAAAAAGUGUUUGUUAAUUUAUAUUCAUUUUCACCUUAUCAUCAAAUGGAUAAAUAUAAGACAUUUAAAAAAGAAUGGCCAAGUACUUUAAUUAUUCACUCUUUUACUGAAAAAAAUUAUUUGGUAGCACAUACAACAAAAUAUUUAGCUAAAUUGUACCCACUUUUAAAAAAAAUCCAAAAUCACGUUUAG